AUGAUAAUGGCACCGGAAUCGAAUCCCUCUCUCACACCAUGCCCAAGACGACGACCUCGUGCUGCGACAACUAUGCACCCAACCACUCCACUGGGCCCUCCUGCCAUCUCUCUUAGCCAGAGUCCAGCUGGUGAUUAUAGUGGCCUAGGAACAGCCUCAGGUCCGCUGCGUCACCCAAAGCCCUUGACACCAUCCGACCUUCACUCCAUGGUUGAGAGGGAACAGGAAGCAAUGGUGAACCGUCUAUCAAGAGAGCUUUCCAUUCUUCGCCAGCAAACAGCCUCCGUGGCAUCAACAACAUCAUCUACCUCGACAACAUUCAACGACCCAAUAGAAACCCUUCAUUCGUCACCUUACCUUGGUACACGACAUCGGUCUUCCUCCAGUCUCAGUUCUUCUUAUAUUCCCGCCGUGCAAGAAUCAAGAGCCGGAAACAUUGGUAUCGCCGCAACGCGCGAGAAUGGGUUGUCGCUUUCGCGACCAGGUCGGAGUCGGCAGCAGUCGUUCAACUCUGUUCAACCCUCCGGAUCGGCUUCACCGUCACUGUCAUCAUCGCUGCAGCAGGUCGACCAUUUUCCGCGCCGGCGGUCAGUCUCUCACACUCAUGUUACUUCACCAACUGCCAUUUCCCGACUAGAGGAGACUGCUCAGCAUUGUGGAGACUUUGAAUCGAUCAAGCGUGAAAAUGAGGCAUUGCGUCAACGAGUGCGAGAUCUGGAGCUGGCUCUCAAAAAAUCCCAGGAACGUGGACCGACGUCUCCAAAGGCGAGCUAA
Aspergillus chevalieri is the source of this 774-nucleotide messenger RNA. RefSeq lists its product as uncharacterized. Lineage: Eukaryota; Fungi; Ascomycota; Eurotiomycetes; Eurotiales; Aspergillaceae. The record is from RefSeq and is a predicted model, not a curated record. The transcript is spliced from 3 exons. The coding region runs from base 1 to 774 and encodes 257 amino acids.